Messenger RNA from Penicillium digitatum Pd1, 315 nucleotides. The record is from RefSeq and is a predicted model, not a curated record. Lineage: Eukaryota; Fungi; Ascomycota; Eurotiomycetes; Eurotiales; Aspergillaceae.
AUGGCACCAAAAACAGCACCUGGGAAGAAGCCUACUGCUAUAGCUCCGGCUGGGAAGGAGGGACAUGGUCUUGAUACUUUUGUGCAUGUCGUAGGGGUUGCGGAUUUUUCAGAUGAUGGAGAUGCCACGGGUGUGAUGGUUGCCAGGGGGGUUGUUGAGCUUGUAGCCUUUGUCGUUGAUGAUGCCGUGUUGAUAGAGGAGCUGGAUUCAGAUGGGUCUGCUUUGCUGGUAGAAGAGCUAGAUACAGAUGAUGGUGAUGAUGUGCUGGCAGAGGAGCUGGAUGCAGAUGCUGUUGCCGUUGUGGAGGUUUUUUGA